AUGAUGCGGUUAUGGAUUUCUUAUCUGCAACUGGUGGAGCUCUUUGUGAGUUCCUUGGUUCAUUUGCUUUAUGGGUUUUACAUAUUUAGCUCUGCUGUUGCGGGGGAUCUUUCACAGGCUCUCAAUGAAUAUUUUCACAAGCCUAACGUCAAUGUUGAGAUCAAAAAUGAAAUUUCCAAAGCCAAUGCUGAUGAUCUUCCUCCUAUUGUGUUGGUUCAUGGUAUUUUUGGAUUUGGCAAAGGGAGAUUAGGGGCUCUGUCGUACUUUGGCGGGGCAGAGAAGAAAGAUGAAAGGGUUCUUGUUCCUGAUUUGGGCUCCCUCACCAGUAUCUACGAUAGAGCUCGAGAAUUGUUCUAUUAUUUAAAAGGUGGGCAAGUUGAUUAUGGUGAGGAGCAUAGCACGGCUUGUGGACACUCGCAGUUUGGACGAAUCUAUGAACAAGGGAAUUACCCUGAGUGGGACGAGGAUCACCCUAUUCAUUUUGUUGGGCACUCAGCAGGUGCACAAGUUGUCCGUGUCUUGCAACAAAUGCUUGCUGAUAAGGCAUUCAAAGGGUACGAAGACACUUCAGAGAACUGGGUAUUAAGUAUCACGUCCUUAUCUGGAGCAUUUAAUGGGACUACAAGAACCUACACAGAUGGCAUGCAGCCAGAAGAUGGGAAGACAUUGAAACCUAUUUGCCUGCUACAACUUUGCCGCAUUGGAGUGAUUAUAUAUGAUUGGUUUGACAUUUCCUGGCUGAAGAACUACUAUAAUUUUGGGUUUGAUCACUUUAACAUGUCAUGGAAGAAGAUGGGCAUAUGGGGUCUUGUUGACUGCCUAUUGGGGAAUGCAGGUCCAUUUGCUUCAGGAGAUUGGAUCCUCCCUGAUCUUACAAUUCAAGGCUCCAUAAGACUCAAUUGCCACCUACAAACAUUUCCAAACACAUACUACUUCAGCUACGCGACCAAGCGCACAACCAAGAUCAUGGGCAUUACAGUUCCUUCAAGCAUACUUGGAAUUCACCCCAUGCUUUUCAUAAGAGUGUUGCAGAUGAGCCAGUGGCGUUAUCCUCCAGAUGUUCCUCCCCCUUAUAAGGGAUACAGGGACGAGGACUGGCAAGACAAUGAUGGAGCACUAAACACAAUAUCCAUGACUCAUCCUCGCCUACCAAUUGAACACCCGAACUGCUUGGUUGAAAAGGAAUCAGACUGCAAUCCUUUACAACCUGGCAUCUGGUACUACAAAUAUGUGGAGGGUGAUCACAUACUAUUCAUUAUUAAUAGGGAGAGAGCAGGAGUGCAGUUUGACUUGAUCUAUGACAGUAUUUUCCAACGCUGUAGGAAACACGUUUUUAGGAAGAAGCCUCCAACAAUGCCUAAUGAAAUCCAUCACUAG
Messenger RNA from Sphenostylis stenocarpa, 1377 nucleotides. NCBI's taxonomy places the organism in Eukaryota, Viridiplantae, Streptophyta, Magnoliopsida, Fabales, Fabaceae. The record is from the annotation of a GenBank genome assembly.